AGAAAGAGGGGGCGGGCAGGAGAUGGAAGCUGUGGAGGACAAUAUAGGGUAGUGAAAAUGAUGGCGACCGAUGCAGAGGAGAUAAGAACCCAAACAAGCCCCUGUCCCAUCCCCGACAACAGUCUCAGCACUCUGUCCAUCAAAAUUACGCGGAAAAACCAGGACAGACACUGGAAGUUGCGGUUUAUAUACCUGCAGUGCUAUUUCUUGACCAUAGCAACAAUACUGGGAACUGGAAUCCUUGGUCUUCCAGUGACGAUAGCCCAUUCAGGACUGGUGCCUUUUCUUAUCUCCUUUCUUGUUGGCUUCUUUGUCCAGGCCUUACUUAUCUACCUGUUUGUGGAACUUCUUCAGAAAUGCCAGGUGGUACAGCUAGAAUCUUUAAAGACAGGUGUGGCGGAGUGCAUUGUGAUGGAUCAGGUGGGUAUGGAGGAUCCAACCCACACAGAGGAAGAGGACGACGACGAGAGUGAAAGUGCCGAAGCUGAUACGGGUUUACUACAGCCAGAUGCCGCAUCCUUGCACAACCAAGAAGACAGCCUGCAGCCCAACCUUCAUCUUCUUGGCCACCUCUUCCUCUCCCGGCCCAUGAGCCACGCCUUCAACUGCAUCCUUCUCUUCCAGUUUGUUUCUAUUGGGAUAAGUUACGUGUUAGCAGGCAGUGAGGCGUAUGCAGCUCUUCUUAAUGUCAGCCAUAUCUAUGUGAUCCCGGUCUUCACCUGGAUUCUAACCCUUGCCAUAUUACUAGCCCACACCAUCAUCCAGCCAAUCACGUCAGUGCUUACGCUGCUGAAAGGAAUCCUGCUCAUUGUCACAGUGGCUGUGACAUUUGCAGUGGGUUCAGAAGUCGGCCUUCAGAGCAGCAGUGACUUCAGUCAGAUGGGGAAACCUUUCCUAAUGGGCACAGUGGCUCUGGGAGGGAUUAUCAAUGUGAUGCCUCUACUCUUCUCACAGAUCUCACACAACAAAACCCAGAUUCUGUGGUUCAGAAGAGCAGUGCUUGCAGGUCUGACAACCUGCACUGUGCUCAACAUCCUCUGGUGCUGGGCAGUGCUGGAAAUCGUCCCCCAGACAUCAUUACCCGAGAGGCGGAUGGCGGCUGAGGCGACCACGCGGCCUUCCUCCAGCGGCCUGCCUGGUUCUCAAUCCUCCGUCUCCCCUCUGAUGUACUCCAACAUCUCUCUAGAAGAGUCUGAGAAAGCAGGAGAGAUUGCAACCAUCCCCCUAACCAGGAUUAUUAAUGAACGUUACAGGGCGUACUCCUGGGUGGCUGAGCUGAUCCAGGUCUUUAUAGCCAUCAGCGUCACAGUGUCCUUCCUGGUGAUGGGAUCUGCCAUGAAACACACGGUUGAUGGUCUGGUUAGCUCGAUGUGGAGCAGCAGACUGGAGUGGCUGUCUAAAGCCUGGGAACGAAACCUGCCCAACAAACAUCAUGUCUGCUCGGCCAGAAGCAUGGUUAAAGGAUUGGUGUCACUGCUCGUGUUUAUGGUCAUCUUCAUCGUGUCAGUGUGCGACCCCAGGGGUUUUGUUGUCAUGUUGGACAAAGUUGUGUCGUUCUCCCUCAACACUGAAGUCGGACUGUUUGUCUUCAUCAUGCUGAGAGAAUCCAGAGAAGACAGAUUCCAGCACAUUGCCGUCCCUCUGCCUGUAGGCGACUGCGUCUUCAGCCUCAGUUGGCUGCUCCCCACCUACUUCCUGUUUGCGGUCACCUACGACGUCCUGCAGACUCUGGCCGAGGUGGCUCAUUACCUGCACUUCUUCAGCCACAGUCAGGAAGCACACUACCACAAUCUGACGGAGAGUGUAACAGCAGCCAACGUCUCUGUCCUGCUCUGAUUCGCUCACAGUGUGAUAAGAGACAGACAACGAGGAGUUCAAUUUGCCAAUAAUCUGAAUGUUAGAUAAGUGCUUUUAUAUUACUCACAUUUAUCCAGCUCUUGGCACAACGUGAACAUUUUAAAGAUGAGUGUUUGUUUUGUUUUUGAGGCCAUCUUUGGCGGACAUUUUUAGUUGUUUCUGCUCUCCACUUAACCUUAAAUAGUCUUUUAUGAUGCUCAUUAACAUUCAUGUGGGAGAGAGGAUUGUUUCACAACGCAAUGUAAUGCUCAAAGCGUAACCAUGGUUUUCUAGAACAAUCUGUUGUAAUUAAAGUGAGAGAUAAAACACUAAGGUUGGACACAAGGUGUAUCAAACAUUUAGGUCAUUUACAGGUUUCACAACACAUCCAUGUAGAUCCAAAUAGGUCCAGCUAUCAAGGGAAUCAGGUGUUUGGCAGUGACAGUCUGUGAUGAUGUUUCUGUCUGUUCUUGUAUUGGCUGAUCUCUAGACAGGUGUAAAUGCCAACCGCACUAAAAUAACAAGAA
Messenger RNA from Labrus mixtus (cuckoo wrasse), 2363 nucleotides. RefSeq lists its product as uncharacterized. The record is from RefSeq and is a predicted model, not a curated record. The coding region runs from base 58 to 1836 and encodes 592 amino acids. NCBI's taxonomy places the organism in Eukaryota, Metazoa, Chordata, Actinopteri, Labriformes, Labridae. The transcript has 18 exons.